AUGGGGGUCUGUACUUCUAAACCGAAACCCAUCCAAGAACCUGAUUUUCCUUCAUCAGGUGAAAUCAAGGUACGAUCCCAGGACAAGCAGGUACAAGCCCAGAAUAGGGAAAACCCAGUAGCGCCGGAGGACGACAACAACGGCGAAAACGCAGUGGAAACAGGGAAAAAAUCGCCGUUCUUCUCCCUUUUCUACAGCCCCAGCCCAGCCCAUUACCUGUUCUCGAAAAAGUCUCCGGCACCGGGAACCGGGACGCCGAGGAGGUUCUUCAAGCGUCCGUUUCCACCUCCGUCGCCAGCAAAGCACAUCAAGGCAGUUCUCGCUCGGCGGCAUGGCUCCGUGAAGCCAAACGAGGCGGCAAUUCCAGAGGGGAAUGAGGUUUCAGAUGCGUCAGGUCUGGACAAGAGCUUCGGGUUCUCCAAGAAGUUUUAUGGCAGGUAUGAGCUUGGGGAGGAAGUUGGGAGGGGGCAUUUUGGGUAUACUUGCCGGGCCAAGUUCAAGAAAGGGGAGCUCAAGGGGCAAGAAGUUGCUGUUAAGGUCAUUCCCAAAGCAAAGAUGACCACUGCUAUUGCUAUUGAAGACAUAAGAAAGGAGGUGAAAAUAUUGCGAGCUUUGACAGGACACAACAAUUUGAUUCAGUUUUAUGAUGCUUUUGAAGACCACGACAAUGUCUACAUUGUGAUGGAGUUAUGUGAAGGUGGCGAGCUUUUGGAUCGAAUACUUUCGAGGGGUGGCAAGUAUGCGGAAAACGAUGCAAAAACAGUGAUGAUACAGAUACUUAAUGUUGUCUCAUUCUGCCAUCUUCAAGGGGUGGUUCAUCGUGAUCUUAAACCUGAGAAUUUUCUAUUCACAUCCAAGGAAGAAAACUCGCUGCUGAAAGCCAUAGACUUUGGUUUAUCCGAUUUUGUGAAACCAGACGAGAGGCUUAACGACAUUGUAGGCAGUGCAUAUUAUGUGGCACCCGAAGUUUUACAUCGGGCAUAUAGCACAGAGGCCGAUGUUUGGAGUAUAGGUGUGGUAGCGUAUAUCCUUCUGUGUGGGAGCCGCCCAUUUUGGGCUCGAACGGAGUCCGGUAUUUUUCGGGCCGUAGUGAAAGCCGAGCCCACUUACGAGGAACAGCCCUGGCCCACACUCUCAUCUGAGGCUAAGGACUUUGUUAAGCGCCUCCUGAACAAGGACCCAAGGAAAAGGAUGACUGCACCUCAAGCCUUAUGUCAUCCAUGGAUCAAAAAUAGUAAUGGUGUGAAAGUGCCGUUGGACUUGCUAAUAUUUAAACUUAUGAAAGCUUACAUGCGUUCGUCUCCUCUACGGGAAGCUGCUUUACGGGCUUUAUCUAAAACCCUUACUAUUGACGAACUCUUCUAUUUAAGAGAGCAAUUUGCGCACCUGGAGCCGACCAAAAACGGAACAAUUAGCUUGGACAAUAUCAAAGCGGCCUUGAAGCAGAACGCUACCGAUGCCAUGAACGAGUCACGAAUUUAUGACUUCCUUGCUUCGCUUAGUGCCCUUCAAUACAGAAGAAUGGAUUUCGAAGAAUUCUGUGCGGCUGCAUCAAGUGUUUACCAGUUAGAAGCUCUCGAUAGAUGGGAGCAACAUGCUCGUUGUGCCUAUGAGCUUUUUGAUAAAGAAGGCAACCGAACUAUCAUGAUCGAGGAAUUAGCUUCGGAGCUUGGCCUUAGCCCUUCUGUUCCAGUUCAUGCGGUUCUCCAUGACUGGAUUAGACACACAGAUGGAAAGCUUAGCUUUCUCGGAUUUGUUAAGUUACUGCAUGGUGUUUCGACCCGGUCACUUGCCAAAGUACAUUGA
Striga hermonthica is the source of this 1806-nucleotide messenger RNA. The record is from the annotation of a GenBank genome assembly. Lineage: Eukaryota; Viridiplantae; Streptophyta; Magnoliopsida; Lamiales; Orobanchaceae.